CUGUCUGAGGCAGGCUGUCUCUCCGAGAGCACAGUGAUCAGAUCACAUGCUCUCUCGGUGGAGCCUGGUAUUGCCGAUUUAUUGGGUGGAGAUCUAUUGGCUUCUCGGCGUCAUCACAACGCCCUCCCUCCCCCGCCCCAACGCCGCUUCGACUUCAUCUGUGAGGCGAAUGACGGUCAUAUCAGCGUUUUCAUCCUCCUUUCACGGAGCCAUCGAGAGAUCCGCGCAACGCCCCGACCACCGGCGCAUCCCACCGCCCCUCUAUUCAUCGGCCCACCCCACAGCUCCGCCAACUCCUCCCAAACGUCGGGCCGGCAAGAAGCGUGUGGAUGAGUGGCUGGUCCAGGCCGGGCUGGCCGAGACCCGUUCCAAAGCCCAGGGGCUGGUGAUGCUUGACCGUGUUUUUAUCAACGACACGCGAGUGGGCAAGGCCGGGGAGCUCUUGCGAGAGGAGGACGUUCGAUGGCUGCGUGUGGCUGGCGGCCCCAAGUAUGUGAGUCGGGGAGGGGAGAAGCUCGAGGGGUUUAUGGACGCGUGGGGGAUCUCAAGGUUGGACGGCAAGCGGGUGCUCGAUGUGGGCGCGUCCACGGGUGGCUUCUCUGACUGUUGCCUGCAGCGGUAGGUAUCAAGGCAUACAUAGGGGGGCGGUCUAGGAUGAAGCUGUGUAUCAUACGACGAGCUGGUCUGUCUGUCUGUCUGUCUUUCUGCAAGUGCAGGGGUGCGGCUCAUGUGACUUGUGUUGACGUGGGACGGGCGCAGCUCGACCCCAAGAUCACCAGCGACCCACGUGUCGUGAACUUGGAACGAAUGAACGCCAAGUAAGUAAAAGUAAGAGAGUCCGCCACCCCGUCCGUGACCGCUGGCGCAUGAGUGUUGUUUGUAUGUCCUGCCUGCAGGUACCUUAACUCUAGCAUGUUGCCCCAUGACGAUUACGAUGUCAUCGUGAUGGACCUGUCAUUCAUUUCUCUCACCAAAGGCACGCAGGCAGCCACCCGCACAACGCAGCUAGUCUCUGUCACACAUAUAUGUUUCUAUUUAGAUAUAUAUAUUGUGUCUACGUAUUGGUGCAGUUUUGCCCGCCGUAUGGCCUCUGCUCAAGACGGCUGUCGAUAAUAAUGUUGAUCCACCAUUAUCGGGGCUGUUGAUAGCGCUGAUCAAGCCCCAGUUCGAGUGCAGGAAGGAGGAGGCGCGACGGUAUAGAGGAAUCAUUCGUGACGGGGCCAUCCAUCGCCGCGUUUGUGAAGAAAUCACGUCUUUCUGUGCGAGGGAACUGAGUGGCAGUGAGUUGAUGGGAUUGGUCGAGUCCCCUAUAAAGGGUGGCGAGGGCAACAGGGAGUACUUGCUGGGACUGAGACGAAAUCCUGAUUGAUCUACAUCGAUGCAAAC
Messenger RNA from Vitrella brassicaformis, 1386 nucleotides. Lineage: Eukaryota; Vitrellaceae. The record is from the annotation of a GenBank genome assembly.